Messenger RNA from Penicillium odoratum, 810 nucleotides. Its product is annotated as C2H2-type zinc finger protein. Gene Ontology annotation, biological process: regulation of transcription by RNA polymerase II. NCBI's taxonomy places the organism in Eukaryota, Fungi, Ascomycota, Eurotiomycetes, Eurotiales, Aspergillaceae. The transcript has a single exon. The record is from RefSeq and is a predicted model, not a curated record. Bases 1 to 810 code for a protein of 269 amino acids. Gene Ontology annotation, molecular function: RNA polymerase II cis-regulatory region sequence-specific DNA binding; DNA-binding transcription factor activity, RNA polymerase II-specific.
AUGUCCGUCAGCAGCAGGGCAAACAUUGUAUCGAUCCUCAACAAUGACGACCACCCGUCGUUUGCGGUUCGAUCCAACCCCAGAGUCGGGACUUUGAACUCGUCCGAGCCGCAGCACCAGCACCAGCGCCUCCCACCUGUCAGUAAUUUGCACUCGCGCCCGCUCGCAUCGUCCGAGUCCCCCACAGUCUCUCCCCGAGGCUAUCGGCAUCCAUUAGAUCCUGUGAACGAGGCGGUCCAGGCCGUCUCACCAGGCUCCUCCGAUGGCUCCGCCUACGACUACAUACUAAGCCAACCGUCAUCAGUCGGUUAUCACCCGUACGCCCGGCAGGACCUGCGACGGGACCCAUACCGAUAUCCUUCUCGUGGGCCUGCCCCUCCGCGAACACCCCCCGAGAUCCAUUCUGCGCCACCAUCAGAGAAUAAAUCCUCCCAGGGGACCGGCCAACGGGGCACCGGUCGAAAGAACAAGUAUCCAUGUCCAUACCAUUCGACCCAUGGCUGCACGGCCACUUUUACCACAUCAGGCCACGCUGCUCGCCAUGGCAAGAAGCACACGGGCGAGAAGAGUGUCCACUGUCCCAUCUGCAACAAGGCGUUCACUCGCAAGGAUAAUAUGAAGCAACACAUCCGUACGCACCGCACACACUCUGACGAUAUGCGCUCGACCACCUCCGAACCGGACGGUGAACAAAGAUGGGCUUUGUCGAGACCUGAUAGUGGUUAUGCGACUGGUACUCAUCAUCGGACAGUUAGCCAGACCACCGAUGGUUCUAUGCCGCCUCCUAGCAGUGCACCUCGCCUACCUUAA